CCCACUUUUGAACCCAAAUUUAGGCUACGCCUUUGCCUGUGACACAACCAAUAAAUGAGAGACACGCCCACCAAACGAGAGAAAAACAUAUGUGGAGCUGUUGAAGACCGUUUCACACGUGGGAACCGUAGCAGCAGCACAGUGCGCACCGGUUAGAGAUUACUGAACGGGCCCGAGAAGACUUCACUGACCCUCGGGGACUUUCCGCCUGAGCUCCAGCCAAGACACUACGGAGGAUUCACCUGGAGACUGAGAGAGACGUUUGUCCACAAGAGAGGACUUCUCUACUCUGCUGUCCUUCUGCAUACAUACAGGUUGAAUCUGCUGCAGCUGGAGAAGGGAUUUAAAAUCACCUGUAAGAUCCAAGAAGAUCCACUCCCUGCUUGUGACAUCGCAGGGGGGAGAGACUGUGGAAUUCGGCAUUCCCCAGAGAUAAAGUAAACAGUACUAAGGGCCACAAAAGAGGUCGUCAGGUCAAGAGAGGUGCCCAUCCAUUGACCAAAAUGGGGAAAAGUAACAGCAAACCUUUGACUGUGACUGUGAAGUCCGAGCUGAAGGGAUGUGCAAAGAUUAUGUGCGAGAAACACGGUGACGAGACAUGCAAACCGCUUUCUUUUUGGGUGAAGACAUUCGGAUUUCCGGAGAAUGGUAGUUUCAGUGUACGUCUGAUACAGAGACUGCAAGAUGAACUGGAUGUUUAUGAGAAAAUGAACGGUUACGGCAGCGUAGACUGGAAAGCAUUUAAGAUGUGGAAACAGGAGGCAGACGAACAACAGAGACGGCGAGAGAAGGGGCGCAAGAAGGCGACGGGGAAAACUAAUCCGUGUCCUCGGCUCUCACAUCCACAGAAAGACCUGAAUCUUGUCCCCGCCUCGGCCGCACAUCAGCCUGUGAAUCCACAGUGGGAAGUCCGAGGUCAGCCGACCCCAGCAGAACCCACCCCGCCGGGCCCGGGGUCAGAAGACGUGCUGGCCGGCCCAGUCUCCGAGGGAAGAAAGUCACAGACAACCCCCGCCAUAAACAAAAUAAUUGAGGUUCCUGAUCUGAGCGAAGCCAGAGCUAGGGAGAUAGACGGCUACGAUGCUUCGACCCUAGAUUCAGAGGCAACAAGAUCACCGACAACCAACGGCAUCGAAAUUAUCGAGGAUCGUGAUCUGAGAGAGAUUGGAGCCAGUGUGAUAGAGGUCUACAGAGCCCGGACACAAAAUUCAGGGACAACAAGAUCACUGACAACCAACGGCAUCGAAAUUAUCGAGGAGCGUGAUCUGAGAGAGAUUGGAGCCAGUGUGAUGGAGGUCUACAGAGCCCGGACACGAGAUUCAGGGACAACAAGAUCACCGACAACCAACGGCAUCGAAAUUAUCGAGGAGCGUGAUCUGAGAGAGAUUGGAGCCAGUGUGAUGGAGGUCUACAGAGCCCGGACACAAAAUUCAGGGAUAAGAAGAUCACAGACAAUCAACGGCAUCGAAAUUAUCGAGGAGCGUGAUCCGAGAGAUAUUGGAGCUGGGGCGAUGGAGGUCUACGGAGCAACAAGAUCCCAGAAAACCCACGGCAUCAUCCAAAUAGUUCAGGUGCCUGAUUCCUACAAAGUCUUGACGCCAGACGAGAUAAGCUCCAUUGCCAAAGAAAUGCCAAAUAUAGACAAACGAGGAGGGGCUGCGUUUGUUAAAAUACUGUCCCAGAUUGUGCAGCAAUUCAAACCGAGUCUGAGAGAAAUCUACAGUCUCCUAAUCCACAGCCUGAAACUGAAAUUUUGCGAAGUACGAGGAGUCUGGCUAGAGAGAGACGGGCGUUACGACUGGACACCAGGCGCUGGAUAUCGUGAACAUGUGGAGGAGAUCUGCGAGAGAAUUAAAACGACGUUCCCAGCCAUCGAGAGAUGGGAGGCGAUACGCUGGAGGCAAAAGCCUGGCGAAACGGUGGAAGACCACCUGAUCCGAUUGACGAAGGAGUUUGACGAUAACAGCGGAUUGGACCCAGACACGCCCCUGUAUGGCUCACUGCUAAAGCACUACUUCCUGCUGGGCAUGGAUGAACAAAUCAAAGACCAGGCAUUCAAACAUUCGCCGCUAUGGGAUAUGGAACCCCUGUCAUCCAUCCAAGCACACGCUGUACAUGCUGAACAAACUCUGAGAGAUUUGGAUGACAAGAAAAAGCAAGCAGAAGCUCAAAAGGAGGAAAGGCUCACGAAGGAGCUGAUUCAAGCUCUGCAGGCAUUAAACGGAGGGAGAAACGGAGGGCAAGGUCCGAGCAGAGGAUCACGGAGGCACGGAUGCUGGAAUUGUGGAGACCCCUCCCACUGGAAAAGAGACUGUGACCAGUCAGGAUGAGGACUGGUGGGCGGCAGAGGACACUCCAGAGGAGGAGGAAGUAUUCAGAUUCUUUACUUAAAGACUCCACUCAAAAAUGUAUUUUUUUAGGUUUAUGUCUCCUAACAUGUCAUACAGUGGCUAUACUGACUUGUAUCUGUGCUAAUUGUGUCACUAGAGAGGUCUUUUAAAGGGAUACGCCACCGUUUGUUGAAAUAGGGCUUAUCCCGGUCUCCCCUAGCUGUAGAU
Perca fluviatilis (European perch) is the source of this 2558-nucleotide messenger RNA. RefSeq lists its product as uncharacterized. Gene Ontology annotation, molecular function: zinc ion binding; nucleic acid binding. Lineage: Eukaryota; Metazoa; Chordata; Actinopteri; Perciformes; Percidae. The coding region runs from base 504 to 2330 and encodes 608 amino acids. The record is from RefSeq and is a predicted model, not a curated record. The transcript is spliced from 2 exons.